UUCUAUUGUAAAUACCACAUCAAGCGCAGCGGAAAGUAAUCGAUAGUAAAAGUUUGCGAACUUUGUUUAUUAAACUGUGUGCGUGAAGUUCAUUGAAACUGCAAACUGUAUAGCGGGACCGCGAAACUUUCGAAAUGAUACGCGACUUGAAACAGAAAUUUGAAUCCGAUGGUUACGUUGUUCUGCAAGACUUUUUAACCGAAGAUGAAGUUAACUUACUUAAAGCGGAGCUAGAUACUUUACUAAAAGAUAUGCCCGAACAGGAAAAUCGUACAGUAUUCAGUACUGUAAACAAGGAACAGGCUAAAAGUAAAUACUUUUUGGAUAGUGCUGACAAAAUAAGUUACUUCUUCGAAGCGGAUGCAUUGGGACCAAACGGUGAACUGUUGAUACCAAAGGAGAAAUCCCUUAACAAGGUUGGCCACGCUCUCCAUGAAUUGAAUAAAAACUUUAGAAAAAUUACCUUCGACGAAAGGGUGAAAGAAUCAUGCUUUCAACUGGAUUUUCAGGAACCAGUAGUGGUACAGAGCAUGAUUAUAUUCAAAAAUCCAGGUGUUGGUAGUGAAGUUGUAAUGCAUCAAGACGCAUCGUACUUAUACGCGGAGCCACUGAAACUUGUAGGCUUCUGGAUUGCUUUAGAAGACGCUACCGUCGAAAACGGAUGUCUAUGGAUAGCACAAGGAUCCCAUCGAAGUGGAGUACAUAGGAGACUUACACGCAACCCGGACAAAAAUUCAAAUGAAUUUUUAAUUUACGAUAAACCAGCGCCUAUUUAUUCAACGAGCAGUUUUAAACCAGUUCCAGUUACUAAAGGAACGUGUAUUCUAAUUCAUGGACAAGUGGUUCAUUACAGUCCUGCAAAUAAAUCUGCUGAUUCCAGACAUGCAUAUACUUUUCACGUGUUAGAGGAAAAGGACACUAAGUAUUCAAAAGAUAAUUGGCUUCAACUCCCCGAAGGAAAAUCUUUUCUCAACGUAUAUAAAACAUUCUAACACGAACUUGUAUAAUUAGCAACAAAUUAGUUAUUAAGUUAAAAAAGUUCCGUGUAAUUAGUUUAAUGAGCAAAAAGUUAAUGAUAGAUUAGUUUUAAGAUUUUUUUAAUGAGGAAAAAGUGCUACUAUUUCUUGUUACAUUGCUUUGUGAAAUUGACAAGGUAUUUAGCUCAAUAUUCAACAUUUUAAAAUUCUUCUUGACAUUAAAAACAAAAUUAACUAAAAAUUGCAUUUCA
Molecule: messenger RNA, 1228 nt
Organism: Agrilus planipennis (emerald ash borer)
Lineage: Eukaryota; Metazoa; Arthropoda; Insecta; Coleoptera; Buprestidae
Gene: Phyhd1
Product: phytanoyl-CoA dioxygenase domain-containing protein 1 homolog
Exons: 5
Coding region: 135-992 (285 amino acids)
Source: RefSeq, a predicted model, not a curated record